CCAUUCCAUACUUCUGUGCCCCAUGUGUUUUUUCCUCUUAAUCCAUUCCUUUAAAAAAUAAAUCUGUUGGCAAUGUAAAAAAAACAAAGAAAAUUGAGAGCUGUCAGCAUAUCCGUGAUACUUGUAGCUGUGGGCGAGGAUGGGGAGUGUGGACGCCACAGAAAGACAUCCGCACAGCUGGAGAUGAGGGCACCCGCCAGCAGGGUAGGACAGCCAAGGAGUCGGCUCUGGAAAGCUAAGUGAACAGAGUGUUGUGGCAGAGGGCGAUCGAUUGCAUCAAGUGCUGCUUGGUGGGUCAAGAGCCAUGGAGAUGAGGAACUGAGUUAGCCACAGGAAGUCAUCGGACACUCGAGCAGCAGAGGUCCCCGCUGACGGAAGUGAAGGCAAACAUAGCGCCGAAGACGCGCCUGAUCAAGGCCCCCUCCAGACUUCCUCUCUCGGGAAGCAGGCUCAAGAGGGGGCCGGAGCAGAUGGAGACCGCCUUGGAGCCUGCGAAGAAGCGGACUCGAGGCCUGGGCCCAGCACCCAAGAUGGACACCUUGCGCCCAAGAGCACCAGCGCUCGGCACAGUAUCACAGAGCCAAGGGCAGACUGCAGCUCAAAGAUUUCCCAGGAAGACAGGACCGUGCCCCCCAGCCACAGCACUGAAGAAUCAGAGGCCAGUGCCCACCGUUCCUGCCCAGAAGCCUGCCGCAUCCACGGCUCCUCCUGUGGUGGCAGCCAAGAAACCCAGCAAACGUCCCGGCUGGGACUUAAAGGGUCAGUUGUGUGACCUCAACGCAGAGCUGAAACGCUGCCGAGAGAAGGUGCAAACGCUGGGCCAGGAGAACCAGCAGCUGCGGGACCAGCUCCGAGAGUCCCAGCAGCAGGCCAGUGCCCUGGGGGUGGAGCGCCACAGCCUGGAGGGGGAGUUGGCCCGGGUUCAGGCCCAGGCGGAGCAGGACCAGCAGGAGCUGGGGAGUCUGAGGGCCCGAGUCCUGCAGCUGGAAGAACAGCUGGGCACGCAGGAGGUCUUGGUGCACGUGCUCCAGAAGGAACAGCUGGAGCUGCAGGAGGAGCGGAAGACACUGACCUCCCGACUGGAACAGCAGGAGAGGAGGCUGCAGGCAUCAGAAGCAGCGUUGUCGAGCAGCCAGGCGGAGGUAGCAUCUCUGCGCCAGGAGACUACAGCCCAGGCAGCCUUACUGACUGAGCGAGGAGACCGUCUCCAUGGGCUAGAGAUGGAGCGCCGGCGACUUCACAACCAGCUGCAGGAACUCAAGGGCAACAUCCGGGUAUUCUGCCGGGUCCGCCCCGUUCUUGCAGGAGAGCCCAACCCAUCCCCUGGCUUCCUCUUGUUUCCCCCCGGGCCUGGAGGGCCCUCUGAUGUCCCCACCCGCCUUAGCCUCUCCCGCUCUGAUGAUCGGCGUGGGACCCUGACUGGGGCUCCAGCCCCACCUAGCCGUCACGACUUCUCCUUUGACCGGGUGUUCCCACCGGAAAGUAGGCAGGAGGAAGUGUUUGAAGAGAUCGCCAUGCUUGUCCAGUCGGCUCUGGAUGGGUACCCAGUAUGCAUCUUUGCCUAUGGCCAGACAGGAAGUGGCAAGACCUUCACAAUGGAGGGUGGGCCUGCGGGAGACCCCCAGUUGGAGGGGCUGAUCCCUCGGGCCCUGCGGCAUCUCUUCUCUGUGGCUGAGGAGAUGAGUGGCCAAGGCUGGACUUACAGCUUUGUGGCAAGCUAUGUAGAGAUCUACAAUGAGACUGUCCGUGACCUGCUAGCCACUGGGUCCCGGAAGGGCCAAGGAGGCGAGUGCGAGAUCCGCCGGGCAGGACCAGGCAGCGAGGAGCUUACUGUCACCAAUGCCCGCUACGUCCCUGUCUCCUGUGAGAGAGAGGUGAGGGCCCUGCUUCAGCUGGCCCACCAGAACCGGGCCGUGGCCCGCACAGCCCAGAACGAGCGGUCGUCCCGCAGCCACAGCGUGUUCCAGCUGCAGAUUUCAGGGGAGCACGCUGCCCGGGGCCUGCAGUGUGGGGCCCCUCUCAACCUCGUGGACCUGGCUGGGAGCGAGCGGCUCGACUCCAGCCUCACCCUGGGCCCCGGGGAGCGGGACCGCCUGCGGGAGACACAGGCCAUCAACAGCAGCCUGUCCACCCUUGGGCUGGUCAUCAUGGCCCUGAGCAACAAGGAGCCCCACGUUCCUUACCGGAACAGCAAGCUCACCUACCUGCUGCAGAACUCUCUGGGUGGCAGCGCCAAGAUGCUCAUGUUCGUGAACAUCUCCCCGCUUGAGGACAACGUCUCCGAGUCUCUCAACUCUCUGCGCUUUGCCUCCAAGGUGAACCAGUGUGUUAUUGGUACUGCCCAGGCCAACAAGAAAUGAAGAUGGCACCAGAGCCCCUCUGUGUUUGUGUGUCUGGAUUGGGAGGGGAUGGAUUUCUGCGGGAUUGUUCGGUAAAGGGCACUAUGUACUCGGUUUAUCAAAUAAAGAACACUGCUGGGCCUGG
Messenger RNA from Chinchilla lanigera (long-tailed chinchilla), 2484 nucleotides. RefSeq names its product kinesin family member C1 (gene Kifc1). NCBI's taxonomy places the organism in Eukaryota, Metazoa, Chordata, Mammalia, Rodentia, Chinchillidae. Gene Ontology annotation, biological process: microtubule-based movement. The transcript is spliced from 11 exons. The record is from RefSeq and is a predicted model, not a curated record. Gene Ontology annotation, molecular function: ATP binding; microtubule binding; microtubule motor activity. Bases 471 to 2360 code for a protein of 629 amino acids.